Molecule: messenger RNA, 2322 nt
Organism: Meleagris gallopavo (turkey)
Lineage: Eukaryota; Metazoa; Chordata; Aves; Galliformes; Phasianidae
Source: RefSeq, a predicted model, not a curated record
CCCAAUUAAUAAAUAAACCGGCGGUGUAGAAAUCCGCCCCAUUUUCAAAGAGAAAUCCAUUCGUAGCAUGGAGUUAAAAUUUCGAGUCUUUUAAUGGGGAGGAGGAGUGAUCUGCCCAGAGGAGUUCUGCACGGCUCAAAUGCAUGGAAUUAAAGACGAAAAAUUGAUCUCAAAAUAUUAUUCUUCGUUUUCUUUUGCUCGAAUCAGAGCUGAAUGAAGGACAGAAUUAAAUAUUCCUAAGGAACAUUGUUCAGAACUCACCACUCCCUCCCACCGCAUUAGAAGUCAGCCUUAUAUUUAAUAGAACACACUUGUGAACAGAAAAAAAACCCAUUUUUGUGCAGUUUGUAGUGAUUGAAAUUAAAUGGGAAGUUUCACAUGAUAGAAUGUUACCCAAAGCUUUCUGACCACUCCGCCCAGAUCAUACAAAACAGCCACAUUUUAUUUUUAGGGAAAGUGGAGCUGCAUGGAAAACAGCUAGAGAUUGAACACUCAGUACCUAAAAAGCAAAGGAGCCGGAAAAUUCAAAUCCGAAAUAUCCCACCCCAGCUGCGAUGGGAGGUUCUGGAUGGCUUGCUAGCACAAUAUGGCACUGUAGAAAACUGUGAGCAAGUGAACACAGACAGUGAGACUGCCGUGGUUAAUGUCACCUACACAAACCGGGAGCAGACCAGGCAAGCCAUCAUGAAGCUGAACGGGCACCAGCUGGAGAACCACGUGCUGAAGGUCUCCUACAUCCCUGAUGAGCAGUCAGUGCAGGGCCCAGAGAACGGGCGUCGGGGUGGCUUUGGGGCCCGAGGUGCCCCCCGGCAGGGUUCCCCUGUCACAGCAGGGGCUCCAGUCAAGCAGCAGCCCGUUGACAUCCCGCUCCGUCUGCUGGUGCCCACACAGUAUGUGGGUGCCAUCAUUGGCAAAGAAGGGGCCACCAUCAGGAACAUUACCAAGCAGACACAGUCCAAGAUUGAUGUUCACCGUAAGGAGAACGCAGGAGCUGCAGAAAAAGCCAUCAGCAUCCACUCCACCCCUGAGGGCUGCUCUGCUGCCUGCAAAAUGAUCUUGGAGAUCAUGCAGAAGGAGGCAAAGGACACGAAGACAGCUGAUGAAGUGCCUCUGAAAAUCUUGGCCCAUAACAACUUUGUGGGGCGCCUGAUUGGCAAAGAAGGGCGAAACUUGAAGAAAGUGGAGCAGGAUACAGAGACAAAAAUCACCAUUUCAUCCUUGCAGGACCUGACCCUGUACAACCCUGAAAGAACGAUCACAGUGAAGGGCUCCAUCGAGAACUGCUGCAAAGCAGAGCAGGAGAUCAUGAAGAAAGUGAGAGAAGCCUACGAGAACGAUGUCGCGGCCAUGAGCCUGCAAUCUCAUCUCAUCCCUGGCCUUAACCUGGCUGCUGUCGGCCUCUUCCCUGCCUCCUCCAAUGCAGUACCUCCUCCUCCCAGCAGCGUCUCUGGGGCUGCUCCAUACAGCUCCUUCAUGCCUCCCGAGCAGGAGACCGUACACGUCUUCAUCCCUGCCCAAGCAGUUGGUGCCAUCAUUGGCAAGAAGGGCCAGCACAUCAAGCAGCUCUCCCGGUUCGCAAGUGCCUCUAUUAAGAUUGCACCUCCAGAGACACCGGACUCCAAAGUGCGCAUGGUGGUCAUCACAGGCCCUCCAGAAGCUCAGUUCAAGGCACAAGGCAGGAUUUAUGGGAAGCUGAAGGAGGAGAACUUCUUUGGGCCGAAGGAAGAAGUGAAGCUGGAGACGCACAUCCGUGUCCCCGCCUCGGCUGCAGGGAGGGUUAUUGGCAAAGGGGGCAAAACUGUCAAUGAGCUGCAGAACCUGACGGCUGCAGAGGUGGUGGUUCCACGGGAUCAGACCCCUGAUGAGAAUGAGCAGGUCAUUGUGAAGAUCAUCGGGCACUUCUAUGCCAGCCAGAUGGCACAGCGCAAAAUCCGGGACAUCCUGGCCCAGGUGAAGCAGCAGCAUCAGAAGGGACAGAGCGGCCAGCUGCAAGCGAGGAGGAAAUGAGAGCAGCACUGACACCAAUGUGAAAAGUGGAACAAGCCAAUGCCAGGCUUAAGAGUGGCUGGGAAUCAGUUACCAUAGACAGAUGCAAUUGUUUUCAUUAACUGGUCGACACUAAAAGGCAGUUUGAUUGGCUUUCAAGGCAAGAGGGACGGGGCUAAGAACCAGACUGCACCAUCUGACCCAUUUUUUAGCUCCAUGUGCUGACACUGUACUGAACCGAAGCGGGAGGUGCUGCGGGGCUGGGGGAUGGAGCCCAACACCAGGCACUGCACUCAGCCCCUGCAGGCACUGCCUGCCUUCAUCUCAGGGCCUCUG